AUGCCAAAAGUCAAGAGAUUGGGCUCAAACGGAGCCAAAGACACCACUGUAUUAAGGUCGAAGAAGGGUGUCGCUUAUCGAGCAAAGCUGCUCUAACCUUUCACCAGAGGGGCUAAAUACAUGUUUUAAUCGGGGCUCAGCCGGUUUUAAGUCCUUGUAAAGUACCUGCAUGCAAACCUAUGCAGCCGAGUGCCAACACAGUAAGUCAUGUUGGAAUGGAUGUUGGUUAAGCGACACAUGAUAUAAAGUGCUUAUCCAGAACCUGACAAUGUCAAGUGUCACAACAUUCAAGCAACAUAUUAAAAAAUGGGAGUCCUUCUGAUAUCGCUGCUGGUGGUCCUAUCUCUCUCGAUAUGGUAUCUAUCUGCACUUCCACGCAAUUAUCUUGAUGCGAAGAAGUCUGGACUGCCUAUCAGAUUCGGUGUAUGGGGUUCAGCAAAUCCCUUAUGGCUUAUAAUCUCUUCAAUUGUUCCUUAUUCUACCCUCGAAAAGUUUUUACCCCCUUUUAUAUUCGAUCGAGUUAAGAUCACUAUUCCAGCGUGGGAGCACUAUUGCAAGUAUUUUGUCCAUGAAAAAUGGGGAACUUCAUUCAUUCUUGUUUCGCCUGGGAAGAACACGAUCUUUGUCGGAGACCCUGAAGUAGCUGAGCAGGUUUUAACAAGGCGGAAAGAUUUUGCGAAAAAUGAAAUUGCUCUUCGUGGGUGCCUCUUCCGAUAUUUCUCGUACAGAUACAUGAGCUGACUUGGGUGCAGGGGUAAUGGAUGUUUUUGGGCCAAAUAUCAGUGCUAGCGAUAAAGAAGAUUGGCAACGACAUCGAAGAAUUGUAGCGCCUGCGCUGAAUGAGCGAAUUAUGAAAGAAGUUUGGAAUGAAACUUUAACACAGACUCAAGAUAUGAUUUCUGCAUUAUCAAAGCCAUCUAUGAGUAACGAAUCAAGCUCGAAGAAUGUCACAUUUGAAGGCUUAAGGACCAUCACUAUUAAUGUCAUUGGAUUCGUUUGCUUCGGUACUCAUCGAUCAUGGGGAGAAGCUGUGAGUGCGAAAAUACCCGCAGAAGGGUUUCAAACCACAUUUAUGUCCUCUGUUUUGACUAUAGUCGACAAUCUAUUCGCUACCGUCUUCAUACCUACAAAGUACCUUACUUUAUCGUUCAUGCCAAAUAAUAUCCAGAAGAUCGGUAUUGCGAAAAGAGAAUUUCCGCUUCAUCUAAAUCGAAGUAUAGCCGAAGAAAGGCGUUCACCGAGUUCUCGCAAUUCUCUCCUAACUUCUUUGGUGAAGAUUGCCGAUCAGGAUUCAAAGCCGUUACUCUCAAAGACCUCGACAUACUUGAGUGAGCAAGAUAUAACCGGGAAUUUGUUCGCUAUGUCGAUUGGAGGUGAGUGCCUUUACUCCUUGCUCUUUUACAGAUAUAUUGUUUGAAUAAGAUCCACGGUAUUCUAUAUCUCUUACGAUCUGGUUCUAAUUUACUACCAGGUUUUGACACAACUGCAAAUACGCUUUCAUACUCUAUUAUGUGCUUAGCACUUCAUCCAAAAUGGCAAGAUUGGAUUGUAGCCGAGAUCGACAAAGUCCAAGAAUUGUACCCGGACUCUGAUUAUUCAACCACUUUUCCUCUUCUUACACGGUCUCUAGCCAUAAUGGUAUGUAUCAACCCCUUCAUGUUUAUUAUCACUCUUCCAGCCCAAACACUCUCGAUAUCAAAAAUUGACUCCUGGAAUCAUAAAAUAGUACGAAACUCUCCGUCUCUACACACUCGUCCCCACCAUAGCCCGCAAAACAUCUCAACCCCAAACUAUCAAAAACAUCAACUUCGCCCCUGAAACAGAAGUCCACCUAAACACCGCGGUAAUCCACACCUUACCCUCAAUAUGGGGAGCAGAUUCUCUCGACUUCCGACCCUCACGCUGGCUCGACUCAUCUCCAUCUUCAGAAAACGGAAAAGAAAAAGAAACAUUUCGUGAGCCUCUCAAAGGCACAUUCCUAGCUUGGUCUCACGGGCCGCGCUACUGUCCCGGGAUGAAAAUGUCACAGGUAGAAUUUGUGGGUGUGCUGUAUGAGAUUUUUCGGAAGUGGAAAGUGGAAAUUGUGAGAUGGGAUGGGGAAACGGUAGAGGAUGCGAGGAGGAGGUUGAUGGAGAUUUUGGAGGAUAGUUCGCCGAAAUUGACCUUGCAGGUUAAUAGGCCGCAGGAUGUGGUUUUUAGAUAUGUGGCAAGGACGUAGGGAUGAUGUGAGAUGAACAGCUUUUUCUUUAAAUAUACAUAUGUUUAUUCCGCAUAGAGUCUGGAUUUCGAUAAAGAAAGAUAAAUAAUUUGCGGGAAUAUUGCUUUAACUCUGUAUCUCUGGUACAGCG
Messenger RNA from Sclerotinia trifoliorum, 2348 nucleotides. The record is from the annotation of a GenBank genome assembly. Lineage: Eukaryota; Fungi; Ascomycota; Leotiomycetes; Helotiales; Sclerotiniaceae.